This is a messenger RNA of Sinocyclocheilus grahami, 1271 nucleotides long. RefSeq names its product E3 ubiquitin-protein ligase HECW2-like. The record is from RefSeq and is a predicted model, not a curated record. The transcript has 4 exons. Lineage: Eukaryota; Metazoa; Chordata; Actinopteri; Cypriniformes; Cyprinidae. The annotation marks the transcript as partial.
GAACCAAUCACUGAGCUUCUCUCUAUGUCGUCGCUUGCCCACUGAUCAUGUGAGUGGUCAAAUGCACUUUAAAGUGGAUGUUACAUCCAUGGGCCAAGAUGACAUUUCUCCUGAGACGAUUCUGGGGGCAGCAGCCCUCAAUGGAGCUCCUGGAACCCCUUCAGAUGAUGAAGAACUGCCCCAUCCUCUUCCUGUCCCAUCAGCAGGCCCUUCCCCCACCGGCUCCCUGGGUUCCCAUAGAAAUGGGGAAGGGAGCAGCAUUCGCUCCCCAGACACAGAGAUGUAUGGUACCACCCUGGACGAUGAAACCCCUUCUUCACCUGACCCGCUCCAGGUUUCUUUCAGUGAGCAGCUUGAUGCCAUUGAUGCACCUAAGGGCCCGGGAGACAGGCCUUUUGGGGCAGCUUCUCCCAAACUACGAUCCAGCUUUCCCACACAUACGCGCCUCAGUGCUAUGUUGCAUAUUGACUCAGAUGAAGAUGAGGAAAGAUCCACUGCUACAGAGGCUACGCUGCCUACAUUUAAUGGUGCUUCAAGGACUCAAAACACCCCCCCAAAACCACCAAUUACAGAACCUGUGUUUGAAAGAACUGUAGAGGAACCUCCAGAAGAGGCUGGCCUGGAGUCUGAAAUAGAGACUCUGAAUAUAGGCGUAGAGGUGGCUCCUGAGCCAGAAGUCGUGCCGAGUUCAGUGGCCCCUGAGGUGGAAACCGCCAGUCUCAUAGAGAGGCAAGAGGAAGAGGAGGAGGACGUGGAGGAAGAGGGGCUGGCACCCAGUGAGGAGCUGGCAACUGAAGUUGAUAUCUCUUCAAUGGCAUCUGACUGCUGCCCGGGCCUUGUGUCUGCUUCUCAGGAGGCAGAACAGGGGGCAGAGGCAGCCAUUGACCCAGGGGGAGAUGAUCUUUCAGAUGACCCACCCACAACUUAUGAGGUUGCUGAAGAAACCGUUCCAAAUAAUGAGCUAGAGAGGGACGCCCCAAAACCAGAACCAUCAGCCAACGAGGAAGAGGAAUGUGAAGAUGUGACUGAGGACACAAUGUCCAGAAGAUGGAGCCUGGAGGCGACAGCCGGUGUGUCACAGGAGGAUGAAGAAGAAGAGGAGUUAAUGCCAUCAGUAGAUGGAGAAUCUGUGGACUCCGAGACUUUCAUUACUGAGACAGAAUCAGAAUUAGGUGUCCCUCAGAUCAACGGAGAUCAGCGUGUUCGUUCUCUGCCGUCUGUAAGACAAGACAUCCACCGAUACCAGCGUGUGGACGAGCCCUUACCUCCCA